Messenger RNA from Sphaerodactylus townsendi, 2817 nucleotides. It is a transcript of the gene DARS2, whose product is annotated as aspartyl-tRNA synthetase 2, mitochondrial. NCBI's taxonomy places the organism in Eukaryota, Metazoa, Chordata, Lepidosauria, Squamata, Sphaerodactylidae. Bases 263 to 2107 code for a protein of 614 amino acids. Gene Ontology annotation, molecular function: aspartate-tRNA ligase activity; ATP binding; nucleic acid binding. Gene Ontology annotation, biological process: aspartyl-tRNA aminoacylation. The transcript is spliced from 17 exons. The record is from RefSeq and is a predicted model, not a curated record. Gene Ontology annotation, cellular component: cytoplasm; mitochondrion.
ACGUUCGGCGAUGGUGAAGCACGCCUUCUCAAAUCAAUCAUGGCGGACCGACGGUGGCCGCGAAGGGGAAUUUCCGUGGCCUUUUGAGAUGCGGACACGGAAGAGGCGGUCAGCUAAGAUUUAGCGGGGAUUGCGCUUCGUUUUUGUUUGUGCUAUAGGAUCAUGCAUAAGAUGCGUCUUUUUAAUAGGUCGCUGUCGCUGUUCUUACCCGGAAGGGUGCUCAAACCCUGGUGCAAAUGCAUUUCCAGCACGUGGACAUUUCAUGCAGCCGCGGGUCCUGCAGGUGUGUGGAGCAGAUCUCAAUAGGUUUGUUGCUCGGACCAAAACUUGUGGGGAAUUGCGCUCUGCUGAUGUAGGUCAAGAAGUAACUUUGUGUGGAUGGAUUCAGUAUCAGAGGCAGGGACUGUUUGUGGUUUUGAGAGACUUCCAGGGACUCACACAAAUUCUCAUUCCUCAGGAUGAGACUGAUUCCCCUCUAAAGAAGAUCUUAUGUGACACACCUGUUGAAUCUGUGGUGAGAGUGACUGGGAAAGUUGUUUCCCGACCUCCGGGACAGGCUAACCCUAGAAUUCCUACUGGUGAGAUUGAAGUGAAGGCGGAAACAGCAGAAGUCCUCAAUUCCUGUAAGAAACUGCCCUUUGAAAUGAAAGAUUUUAUGAAGAAAAACGAGGCCCUGCGAAUGCAGUACCGGUAUUUAGACUUGCGCAGCUUCCAGCUGCAGCACAACCUACGACUGAGAUCUCAGAUGGUGAUGAGAAUGCGGGAAUAUCUCUGCAACUGCUACGGGUUUGUGGAUGUAGAGACCCCAACCCUGUUCAAGAGGACCCCUGGGGGAGCAAAGGAAUUUGUGGUGCCCUCGAGGGAGCCUGGAAAAUUCUACUCACUUCCUCAGAGUCCUCAGCAGUUUAAACAGCUACUGAUGAUCGGAGGCUUGGACAGGUAUUUUCAGGUUGCUCGCUGCUACCGAGAUGAAGGCUCAAAGCCAGACAGGCAGCCUGAAUUCACUCAGAUUGAUAUUGAGAUGUCAUUUGUAGACCAGGCUGGUAUUCAGGCGCUGAUUGAGGGCUUGCUUCAGUAUUCCUGGCCCAAGGAAAAGGGGUCUCUUGAAAUACCCUUCCCUUCAAUCAGCUACAGUGAGGCCCUGGCCCUCUAUGGGACUGAUAAGCCAGACACUCGUUUUGGAAUGAAGAUUGUUGAUGUCAGCCAUGUUCUCAGCAAUGUGGAAGCUGGAUUUUUACAGAAAUCUCUCAGUGGGCCUGAGGGCACCGUUAAAGCCAUUUGCAUUCCCCAAGGAGCACGACACCUUCAGAAUAAAGACCUGGAGUCGUUAAGAGAAUUGGCUAAAUCCCAGUUUAAUCAGGAAAUAAUGCACUUCAUUUUGAGAUCUGAUGGUACUGUGAAGUCUCAACUCAGUAGAUACCUAAAUGAAGAGCAGAAGUUGGAACUCAUCAGAACAGCUCAAGCCAGCACAGAUGAUGUGGUGUUGUUAGCAGCUGGAGCUCAUAAGAAAGUGUGUUCUGCAUUGGGAAAAAUGCGUCUGGAAAGCGCUGAUCUUCUGGAAGAGAAAGGUGUGGCCCUCCGUGACUCAUCUGCAUUUCACUUCUGGUGGGUGGUGGAUUUCCCCCUCUUCCUCUUGAAUGAAGAAAACCCCACCAAAUUGGAAUCUGCUCACCACCCCUUCACUGCCCCACUCCCUUCUGAUGAACACCUCCUCUAUACUGAGCCUGCAAAGGUUCGAGGUCAGCACUAUGACCUAGUGCUGAACGGUAGCGAGAUUGGAGGUGGCUCAAUUCGAAUCCACAGUGCAAAGCAACAGCGUUUCAUUCUUCAGUCAGUGCUGAAGGAGGACUCUGAGCUGCUUUCUCACCUGCUUGAAGCUCUGGAAUCUGGAGCUCCCCCUCAUGGAGGAAUUGCACUAGGACUUGACAGGCUGAUCUGCCUCAUUGUUGGAGCUCCCAGCAUUCGAGAUGUUAUUGCCUUUCCCAAAUCCUUGAAGGGAAGAGACUUGAUGAGCAGCGCUCCAGAUUAUCUUACCCCAGAAGAGCUUGAGCCAUAUCACAUCCAAGUUUCAUGGCCUUCCGUACAAGCCGAGGCCAGCAGUAACUGAUUAGAACUUUGUUCACUCCAGACAGACUGUACUUAGUUCCUGGCUUCAGCUGGCCUGACGUGGGGCACAAUCAAUUUGUUGGGUCUGAAACUGAUGGAAAGAGGAUUAAUUCAUGGCGACGGGGCGUGUCAAGCUUUUAUAUUAAGGAGAGAAGGAACCUUUUUCAAUGUGGUAAAAUUCUGGAUGAUCUCAAACAAAUGAAGUCUGCACUUGGUUCAAGAAACAAAUUGUACUGUUUGUAGAACAUGUAGCAGGCAACUGAAACUCUGAAUGACAGAAAAAAGUGUUUUCUCCUUGUCCGUGUACCUAACAUGUAAAAAUGCUAGUGAAGGGAAAAUGUCAUGAGAAUUAUCAAUGUUAUUAAGGUGCACAUUUUAGAAUUCAGAAGCUUUUAAAAGCUUGGUGGAUGCAGGAACUUCUAAGCCAGCAGCCUCAUUUAGACGGAAAAGGGAAAACACUACAGCUGUUCUGUUUGUAAGUAUGUAAAAGCUUGGACUAGAUCCAGCAUUUUAUAGGGUGGAUCGUUUUAUAUGAUCCACCAUGAUUGGUUUCUGGAAGAACUCAUCACUGGGUGGCCAGAAAAUAUUGCAAGGCACCCGAACCCUUGUGAAAAUUGUAGCUACAUCUGAUUUUGUAAAAAUGAAGCUAAGCAAGCUUAGUUGUCCAAAGCUUAAAAUGGAAAGAAAAAUAAAUACAAAAGAAAAACAUGA